Erpetoichthys calabaricus (reedfish) is the source of this 5696-nucleotide messenger RNA. RefSeq names its product uveal autoantigen with coiled-coil domains and ankyrin repeats b (gene uacab). The transcript has 19 exons. The record is from RefSeq and is a predicted model, not a curated record. NCBI's taxonomy places the organism in Eukaryota, Metazoa, Chordata, Cladistia, Polypteriformes, Polypteridae. The coding region runs from base 487 to 4653 and encodes 1388 amino acids. Gene Ontology annotation, molecular function: actin binding.
AAAAAAAGAAUGUCUGCAUGAUGUUUACUGGGAUAUUUUAGUUCAGACAGAGUCAUAACUAAGAGUGUAUUUAGCAGUUUUUGCCACUUUGUCUGAUACUGGAGAAGAUCAGAAUGGAUACUCUGUUAAUUUAGCAGUGCUUCUGAAACAGGACGGCUUGAAGCAAUGCUGUUACAUUAGGAGGUGGAGUUAUCCUACCUGACCUCAGGCCGUCCCACGAAGAGCUUACACUGUUCUGACUCUGAAAGAGAGCUGUUAUUCUUUGAGAAGUGAUGAAGCCUUUAAAUUGUUUUGAUUGGCAGAGUAUACAAAUGUCUGCCAAUCAGUUUAAUAGGUGGGUGACAUGGAAAAUCACUGAAGUUGGGCUGAAGUUUUAAGUUAACAUUGUAUGUUCCAGUUAAGAGCCUCCCGCUCUUUUAUGUUAACUGCUUUGACCAGUAAAACACAUCAAAAGAAAGGAAGACAUCAGCUGGAGAAGACAUCAGGAUGAGUCGAUGGCUUACUUGUGCAUCCAUAUAUUUUAAUACAGACUGGAACAAGUAUGAUGACCGGCUGAUGAAGGCAGUGGAGAGAGGGGAGGUGGACAAAGUUGCUGCUACACUUUCCAAGAAGGGAGUUAUCCCAACCAAGCUUGAUGUUGAAGGACGAUCUGCGUUCCACUUAGCAGCCAGUCGUGGAAAUCUGGAUUGCUUAAAUGUCCUACUGAAUCAUCAAGUGGAUAUUACAGCAGCCGAUGCCACUGGAAAAAAUGCCCUUCAUUUGGCCGCAAGAAAUGGACAGUCUCUUUGUGUGCAAAAACUACUUCAGCAUAACUGUCCUGUGGGUAAUAUGGACCUGCAAGGAAGAACAGCAUUACACGAUGCGGUUAUUGCAGAUUGUUGCUCAAGUGUGAAACUUAUGUGUGAUGCUGGAGCAUCUGUAAAUGUCAAGGACUGGGAUGGAAGAACUCCACUGAUGCUAGCUACGCAAAUGUGCCAUCCAAGGAUCUGUGAACUGUUGCUUGAGCGGGGGGCUGAGGUGAAUGCCAGAGAUAAGCAAAACAAGACUGCCCUUAUCAUUGGUUGUGAGUUUGGCUGCAAAGAUGCCGUGGAGAUACUUUUAAGGAAUGGAUCAGAUGUAACUUUGUUGGACUUUCUUGGUCAUGACCCCUACUAUUAUGCCAGAAACUGUAAAAACCAGGUGCUGCUGUCUAUGGUGAAAGUAGCACAUGAAAAUGCCAUUAAAGCAAGGGAAGCAGUGAAAAAAGGACAUCAGCCAUAUCAGGUGCUGGAGCUCCCCAUUGUAGUACCACCAAUGAAUAUUGAAGCUGGUAUAGAUCAUAAAGACCAGAGAAUAAAGGACCUUGAGUUAGAGAAUGAAGAUUUGAAAGGCAGACUAAGGAAAUUUCAUCAGGAGCAGCGAAUUUUGCUUGAUAAAGUUAAUGGAUUUCAACAACAGCUCAAUCAGGAAAGAAAAACUGUUGAAGAUCUUCAGAAAGAGCGAGAUCAUUUAAAGGUACUCCUUUUGACAAAAGAGAAGGAAAAUCUGAAUGAAAAUCAAAACAAUAUGGGGAGUGUAAAGGAGUCCUCAAAACGACAUGAGGAGGAUCUAAGUGUUCAAUCAGGUGUCAGAGGAAAGGAUCUACUCAAGAAGCAAUCUAAAAGUUUUGAUGCUAUGCAGCUGUCACCGUCCCGCUCAAUGUCUAGACCUCUGGAAUUGUCUACGCCAUUUCAAGCAAUUCAAAACGAAAAUGAAACUAUUAGAAAGGAUAUGGAGUUGUUGAGAAAACGGUGUGAAGCUAUGAAUGAAGAAAUAAUGAGACUGAAGAAUGACCUACUCCACAAGACACAGGAAUGUAAAUGUCUUUCAGACCAAUGUGAGCUGACGAAACGAGAUUCUGACAAACAAGUGAAGGAAAUGGAAGAUGCCCUAAAUGAUGUGCAAAAGAGGAUGAUGGAUUCUGAGUUGAAAGUGAAGCAGCUGCAAGCCCAUGUUGUUGUGGUGAAAGAGCAUCUGAACAGUCAAGUGGUUGAAGACCUUAAAGCACAGCUGCAGGAGGUUAAGACGAAAUAUGAAGGUGCUUCAGCAGAGGUGGGGAGAUUGAGGAAUCACCUGAAAACAAGUGAGAAGGCAUUGGAAGAGUACAGGAAAAGUGAAGGAAACUUGGUGGAAGAUAUGGAUCGAAUGCAGAAAGAAUUAAAUCAGGCGAAAAAGGAAAAGGAUGAAGCAAGUGUUAAAGUUAUGGAUAUGGAAAGUCAACUUAAAAUUAGUGGAGCACGGCUAGCAGGAUCAGUACCGCUAGAAAAGUUUGACAACAUGAAAAAUCUACUUACAAAUGCAGUGGUUGAAAAAGAAAGACAAUUUGUAGAGCUAAAGGAAGAUUAUGACAGAAUGCAAGAUGAAUUUGCUGAACUGCAAAAGGAGUGCAACAAGCAACGUUUGAGAGCUACUGAAUAUGUGAAGGUGGAAGAGUAUGAUAGGUUGAAGGCCACAAUGGAGGAGCAAAGUGGAGAACUAAAAAGAAAGUUGUCAGAAGUCACUGCCAAAAGUCAGUUGCUAAUAAAAGAAGUAGAGCAGAACCAUCAGGAAAGUGAAAGUCUGAAACAAAAGCUACAGAACUGGGCCAACAAGGUUCAAGUCCAAUAUGUGCCUUUAAAGAUCCAUGAGGAGCUAAAGAGUUCAUUAAGCUCCACAAUCAAUGAUCUUGGUCAGAGGCUUGCUGAAGCAGAACAGAAUCGGGUAAAGGAAAAAAAUGAAUUAGAAAAGCUCAUGUCAGAAAAAGUCAUGUUACAGGAGAAUGUGUCCAACUUGCAAGCACAGUACAUUCACCCUCAAAAGUUUAAAUUAGAAGUCACCUCGCUUUCAUCCCUGAAUGAGGCUCUCAAGAAGCAACUUGGGGAACAACAACAGAGAUGCAGUGACAAAGACAAGGAACUAGAUGUAAUUAGGAUUGAAAACUCUGAGCUAAAACAAAGUAUAAAAGAGGAGUAUGUUACUAUUAAAGAGCAUAAUGAAAGUAAGAAUUUGCUCAUUGGUUCUUUGGAUGAAGCUAAAAGAGAGUAUUAUUACUUGGAGAAGAAGCAUAAUGACAUAAACAAAUUUCUUGGAGAGAUAAAAGACGAAAAUAUAUCAUUGAGAAAAAAGACAGAGAAUUUGAAUAUAGAAUUAGUACAGAGUCAAGUUAACUUGAAAGAUCUAGAAAAGGUAAAUGCAGAUCUCAAGGACAAGAUGUCAAGCAUGUACUCCAAAGUCACUGAGACUGAGAUGAACUACAAGAACUCUCAGGAUGAAGUCUUGAGGCUUCACAAAGAGAUUGAGGCACAGAAAAAAGAGCUUGACACAAUUCAAGUUGCCAUUCAGUCUAAAUUUGUUCCAUUGAGUAUGCUGAAAGAAAAAGAGGUGUCCUUUGAUACUUCUCUGAAAGAUAUAAGUGAUCAGUUAUCGGUAUCAAUGGAGCAAAGCAAGACCAUAGCAGAAAAAUGUAAAGUGUUACAAGAUGAAAAUGACAGGCUAAAAGCUGAGUUACAAGUUGCACAAGAAAGGAUAGAGACUGAAUAUAUUUCAAAAGAAAAGUAUCAAGAGGUUCAACACCUUCACCAUGAAAGUAGAGAGGAACUCGUCAAGAAGCUCAACAAUGUGACUGAGCAGUGGAAGGAACUAUCUCUUCAGAAGGAGGAACUAAAGAAGGAGAAAGACAGAUUCAGAUUAGAGGUUAACUCCUUGCAGCAGGAGAUGCAAAAUAAACACGUGUUAUUAGAGAAGUCUGAUGUGAUACAGCUGUCUUAUGAGGGCACCAUCAAGAUGUUGGAAGGAAAAGUAAAGGAGAGGGAAAAUGCUUACUCACAGGAGGUGCAAAAAGUGGCAGUACUACAGAAGGAACUAGAGUGCCAGCGUUCUUCUUCUGUGAUGCUGGCAGAGAAUAUGCAAGUCAAAGAAAAGCUAGAAGGGGAGGUAGAAAAUCUGAUUGGGGCUUUAGAAAAGGAGAAGCAAAAAAAAGCUGAAAUGAUGGAAGAGAUUAGCUCUUUGCAGACCAAGCUUCUAAAUCUUAGCAAGGCAUCUCAGAAUAAGGACAGCAGAAAUGAUAGCCAAAUUUCAGACUUAAGAACUACACAGAGUAUGUUGGAGGCACAAGUUAUAAAACUCAGUGAGCAGUUGUCUCAUCUCACUAAGCAACAUCAAGAGUUGUCUCUGGAGGCCUUGCAUGCAAGAAGUGAGGAACAGAAUGCAAAGUCUGAGAAUACCAUUUUAAUAGCAAAAAAACUUUCCAUUGAGCAAGAGAUCAAAGACUGGAAGGAAAAGUAUGACAAGUCUUUGGAAACAAUUGGAAACCUGCAGGUGCAAAUUCAGAAUUCGACAGAGCAGACAGAAGCCAAGAAUCAAAAGAUCACUGAGCUCCUCACUGAUGUGGAAAGGCUGAAGCAAGCUCUAAAUGGCCUUUCUCAGCUCACGUACACAGGUGGCACUCCACCCAAGCGCCAAUUCCAACAGGUAGACGUUCUCCAAGCCCAGAUUAAGAGCCUGCAGCAGCAACUGGAUGAUGCAGAGAGGAGACACACAGAGGUGGUUUCAAUUUAUCGUACACACCUGCUCAGUGCAGCACAGGGCCACAUGGAUGAAGAUGUGCAAAAUGCUUUGCUACAGAUUAUCCGAAUGAGGCAAAAUUUUGUUUGCUAGUCUGAAUGAGAGAGUUGAUGUUAUUCCACUGCAACUCACUUCUACCCUGUUCCUUCUAAAAAAUAUUUGGAAUUUGGGAGAGUGUACCCUUUUGAAAAUUUUAAAUUAUCAAAGAUUGACAAAAUUAAUAUCUCACAAGUUGUGAAAAACCAUAUACACUUGGCAAUGAAUUAGAGGGAUAGGGUUGAGCUGGAAAGCAAGCUGGUUGGCUGCCUGCUGGAAACAAGGGAGCCACCAUAUCAUCAAAGGCUGGGCCUUCGUAGUCACCCUCUCUCGCAAGAUAACAGUUUGGCUGGCCAAGCUGACUCUUAAUGAAAUUAGUUUCAGUUAGGGUCUUUACUUUGUAGAUGAGAGCAAGUGAGUUCUCUAUGAUUUAGUUUUAUUGGUAUUUUUUUUUUCAAUAGUACAUGUUAUACAUUUGAUUUAAACACAAUGGCAAUGCUGUUCAGCAGGACUGGAACAGGUUAAUAAAACUGUUUAUUGUUAUUAUCCAUAUAAAGAGGUUACUGGCUGCCAUAAGAACUUCAGAGUUGUGUGUGUUUGUGUGUGCGUAUGUGUGUGUUCAAGUGUGAGAGUAUGAUACCAUGCAUUAGUACAUGCUACUUAUUAUGCAGGUAGAAAAUUAGAUUGUUUUUAAAAGCAGCUGUUCAGUAACUUGUUUUGUAACUUACUAAUAUUAAGUUUGUUUAUAAACUUGGUAAUACUAUAAAUCCAAAUGCAUAUAAGUAUAUGCUUUUAUAUUUUAUACAAUUGUUCCUAAGAGCUGGUUUUAGUUUGCAUGCACCAGCUAUUAGCAACAGGUAUGUCAGGUUUAUCAUAUUAUCAUCAAUAGUUUUCUCAAAUAAUGUUCCAUCUGUUGUUUUCUUUAAUAUUGAAGUCCCCUGUUUCAGAUUAGUUGAGCCCACUGUAAUAAAUGAGACUUGUAUCUUCUGUCAUGUCUCUUUUUCAGCUAUCCGCCGGUUUACUGUUUUGUAUGAUAGACAGCUCUAAACUCACUGUAUCCAAAUGUUCAUCAAAUAAAGUGACACAAUUGUUGUACUUCA